Thlaspi arvense is the source of this 219-nucleotide messenger RNA. The record is from the annotation of a GenBank genome assembly. Lineage: Eukaryota; Viridiplantae; Streptophyta; Magnoliopsida; Brassicales; Brassicaceae.
AUGUCGUCCAUCGGAGCACGUUACGCAUCCCUACAUAUUAUGCAGGAGAAGCUCAAGGAGGAGCUCAAGGAGAAGACAAAGAGAGAGAAGAAGAGAGAAGAAAAAGCUCAAAAUCUCGCAGUCGAAACCUCUUUCGCCACUGGAAGGAUUUCUAACAAAAUCUAUCCUUCUCACUUAUCUUAUAAUGAUGAACAAGUAACGACCAAAUCGCAAGAGUGA